AUGGUCCCGGAUCAGGUAUACCGGCUCUGCCAUCGCGACGAGACCGUGAGCUCGGAGCUGGCGAAAGAUCCCAGUCAAUCACCGGCAAAGGUCUUCCACAAGCUGUACCAUGGGCACAGAUUGAAGGAUAAGGUGGCUGCUGCAAAGACCAGGCAGGCAACUGGAGACCGUCAUGAUGGUCUGCAGAAGGCAUAUGAGUGUGGGAAAUGGGGGACCACCAGACCGAGUCAGCUAUUUCUCAAGAUAUAUCAUGACGCCCUGUGUACGCUGGAGAAGAACCCGAUGGCGGCUGUCGUCUCUCCACCGUUGAUGGGCAGCCACGGGGUGGUCCCGUUGACGAUCGUGGCUCCAUUGCCUGAUCUCUGUCGGCAUAUCGCAAACUGCAUCGUUCGAGCAGAAACUGAAGUCUUCCUGGGGACCAAUUUCUGGAUCUACUCGGAUGCAUCAACGCUCGUCACCGAUGCGUUCAGGGAGCUCUCCCGACGGGCUGGCGAGCGAGGCACCAAGGUGGUCGUGAAGGUGCUCUAUGACCGGGGGAAUGUCCAGCAGGUCUGGGACAACCACCUCAGUGUCCCUGAAAAGGUGUAUGCGGAUCCCAGUGGCAAGGUCCGCCUGCCUCCUGCGAGCGAGAUCCCCAAUAUCGACAUGCAGGUCGUCAACUACCACCGCCCCAUCUUCGGGACCUUCCAUGCCAAGUUCAUGGUCAUUGAUCGACGGGUGGCGCUGAUCCAGAGUAGCAAUGUCCAGGAUAAUGAUAACCUGGAGAUGCUGGUGCGGGUGGAAGGGCCCAUCGUGGACUCCUUCUAUGACACCGCGCUGAUCUCGUGGGGGAAGACGCUCGAUCCUCCUCUGCCCAUGCUCUCUUCGCCAGCUGCAGACGCCGCCAUCCCCAGUUUCUCGUCUCAACAGCCACAGACCGAUUCGGACAAGGAGCGUCGCCCUCUGCUGCCGGAACACACCACGCAGGACCCUCACUACGAUCCCGACAUCCAGCAAGAGGCGCAGCGUGUCAACGACACGGUCCGUCCGCGAGAGGGGGAAGCGAAGACCCGGGCAGUGACUCGUCACCUUAACACAACUAUCCAACAGGAUACCACCGGCGACGUCCCGGACAGCGAUCAGGAACCCCCAAUGAGACCCUACGUGACCCUUCCACCACACAAGACGUUCCCUAUGGCCCUCGUCAACAGAGAACCUUGGGGAGCACCCAACCACAGCAGCGUCUACACGCCGCAAAACGCCGCUUUCCUCUCCGCCCUCAAGCACGCCAAACACUCCAUCUUCAUCCAAACCCCCAACAUGAACGCCGAGCCCAUCCUCGCCGCCCUCCUCGCCGCCGUCCGCCGCGGCGUCACCGCCACCGUCUACCUCUGCCUAGGCUACAACGACGCCGGGCAGCUGCUCCCCUUCCAGAACGGCACGAACGAGAUGAUCGCCAACAGGCUCUAUCGCGCCCUGCACACGGCCGAGGAACGCGCCCGCCUGCGCAUCCACAACUACGUCGGCAAGGACCAGACAAAACCCAUCCACAACAAGUUCAAGCAGCGGAGCUGCCAUAUCAAGCUGAUGAUCGUGGACGAACAGGUGGCGAUCCAGGGCAACGGAAACCUCGACACACAGUCCUUCUAUCACAGCCAGGAGGUCAACCUCCUCCUCGACUCGCCGCUGGUGUGCCGCGCGUGGCUGGACCAAAUCAACCAGAACCAGAACACGGCGCUGUACGGCGCCGUUAGCCCCGAGGAUGGCUGCUGGCAUGACCCGGUUACUGGGAAGUUGCCGAGGGGCUCUGUUGGGGUUGAUCCCGGGCGCUUCACGAUUUGCGUACCCCCUUCGAAUCCCAGCCAAACCCCCCCCCAACAUCCACCCCCACCCAUGGCCCGCCCGUACGAGAAAUACAUAGUCGACAUCACCCACUAUGUCUUCCACUACACGAUCGACGACGAAACCGCCUGGUCCGCGGCGCGCGUGGCCCUCCUAGACGCCAUGGGCUGCGCGAUCGAGACCCUCGCCACGAGCGACGAGUGUCGCAAACUCCUUGGUCCCCCCGUGCCCGGGACUAUGGUCCCGCACGGCUUCAAGCUCCCAGGCACGGAGUAUUGUCUGGACCCGGUUAAGGGCGCAUUCGAUAUGGGUGCGCUGAUCCGGUACCUGGACCACAAUGACGCUCUAGGCGGGGCGGAAUGGGGUCAUCCGUCGGAUAAUCUCGGCGCCAUCCUACCCGUCAUGGACUGGCUGUGUCGCGCGUCGGCCGCAGGCGCAUACACGCAUACCGGCCCGCCACUGACGAUGCGCACGCUGCUCACGGCGCUGACCAAAGCAUACGAGAUCCAGGGCUGCUACCAGAUGCAGAACGCGUUCAACGCGUUCGGCAUCGACCACGUGGUGCUGGUCAAGCUCGCCUCGGCGGCUGUCGUGGCGUGGCUGCUGGGCCUCACGCAGGCGCAGACGAUGGCGACCAUAUCGCACGUCUGGAUGGACGGCCACCCGAGCCGGGUCUACCGGGCGCGGAACAGCACGAUCCCGCGGAAGGGCUGGGCGGCCGGCGACGCGGGCAUGCGCGCGGUGCAUCUCGCGCUGCUGGUGCGCGCCGGACAGCCCGGUGUGUCGGAGCCGCUGGGUUCUGCGCCGUGGGGGUUCUAUGCGCGGACGUUUGGGCCGAAGGGGUUCGAGUUGCCGAGGCCGUUUGGCGUCUGGACCGUGCGGAAUGUUCUGUUCAAGCUGAUGCCGGUCGAGGGGCAUGGGAUUGCUGCCGUGGAGGCUGCGCUCGUGCAGCUGGGUCGACUUCGCGCUGGACGCCUGGGGCCGGAGCAUGUCGCUCGGAUUGAUGUCCGUACUACCCAGGCGGCUGAUUUGAUCAUCAAUAAGACGGGGCCGCUCUAUAAUGCCGCCGAUCGCGAUCAUUGCAUUCAAUAUGUGGUUGCUCUCGCCUUCUUGAAGGGCAUGGCCCCGGAGGCUGGGGACUACCGAGACAACAGCGGCUGGGCCACAAGCGAGGACCUUGCCUCGCUGCGAGACAAGAUCGCCAUUCAGGUUGACGAGCAACUCACAAAGGAUUAUCUGGACCUAGACAAGAAGAGUGUCGGCUCCGGACUGACGGUCCACCUGCAGGACGGCUCUGUGUUGCCCGAAGUCCUGGUCGAAUAUCCCGUCGGCCACGUACGGAAUCCUGCGACAGGCCGAGGAGUCCGUGAGAAGUUCAUGACGAACAUGCAUUUAAUGUUUUCAGAAGACGAGAUAACAAAAAUCCUGGAGGCUGUGGAGAACGAUACUCUGUCGGUCAUGGAGUUUGUCGAUCUCUUUUCGAGGCGGAGCGCAACCGCCUCAAGAUUGUGA
Molecule: messenger RNA, 3333 nt
Organism: Aspergillus clavatus NRRL 1
Lineage: Eukaryota; Fungi; Ascomycota; Eurotiomycetes; Eurotiales; Aspergillaceae
Product: MmgE/PrpD family protein
Exons: 7
Coding region: 1-3333 (1110 amino acids)
Molecular function (GO): lyase activity
Source: RefSeq, a predicted model, not a curated record